Magnolia sinica is the source of this 1939-nucleotide messenger RNA. RefSeq lists its product as uncharacterized. The transcript has a single exon. The coding region runs from base 68 to 1909 and encodes 613 amino acids. The record is from RefSeq and is a predicted model, not a curated record. NCBI's taxonomy places the organism in Eukaryota, Viridiplantae, Streptophyta, Magnoliopsida, Magnoliales, Magnoliaceae.
CCGUUAAAAAUCAUCCGUCCCGCCACUCUCCUCUGCGCAGUGCGCACCGUCUCCCAAGACGCUCUCCAUGACUUCCACCAAUUUCUCCCUUUCAAAACCCCAAAUCCCCUCCAUAUCCCAACCACCUUGGUCAGGCCUCUAUAAACUCAAAACCUCAAAAAACCCCUUCACCAUCCAAGAAAUUUACCAAAGACCCCCUUCACCAUUCAAGCAAUUCGCCAAAACCCCCUUCAUCAUCCAAGCAAUUAACCAAAAACCCCCACUCCCCCCAUUCUCCCACUCAAACUCCCCCUUCCACCGCCCGAACCCCACCGCCUUCGCCGGCAGGAGCAAGAAGAAGCCCGGCGGCCCGUCGACGGGCCGCAUCGAGGGCAACGCCGAGAUCCGCCGUGAAGCGAAAAGGAGGGCCAAGAUCAGAAGCCGCCGCAUUGCUGAGAACCUCUUCUACCGCCUCAAAAACCCUAGCCGCAACCACGCCGACAAUUUCACCGAAGAAGAGCUCCAGAUGAUCGGUCUUGGCUACGAUCGCAUGGUCCGCUUCAUGGAUAAGGACGAUCCCAAUCUCCGCCACCCGAAUGACUGGUACAAGUACGGCGAGUACGGGCCCUACUCCUGGCGUGGGAUUGUCGUCGGUGACCCCAUCCGCGGCCGCUUCACGGAUGAGCGGGUGAGCAUGAUCAGCUCCGUGAGGGACCACGAGGAAUGGGAGGAGAUCGAACGGCACGACAUGGCUAUGGAUUUCACUAGAAGGCUGAGCUCCAUGGAUAAGAGUGUAGGGUUUCGGUAUUUCUGGGUUUUCGUCCGUCAUCCGAAGUGGAGAAUUACGGAAUUGCCAUGGGAGCAGUGGACUCUGGUGUGCGAGGUGGUCCUGGAGGCGGGCAAGAAGCGAUUGGAUAAGUGGAAUCUGAUGGGCCGGCUCGGGAGCAAGGCGAGGGCUCUGAUUACUCAAUGUGCUGCUUGGAUGCGGCCUGAUAUUGUCUAUGUUAAGAGGCCUGUUUAUCAGUGCAGGUUCGAGCCACAGGACGAUUUCUUCAAGGUGUUGGGGCCUCUGCUCGAUCCAAGCACUGAAAACCAGUACCUGUUCGAAUUGAAGCUUGAUGAUGGGAGGGUGGAGAUGUGUACGUAUUUUGGAGGACUCUGCAAGAUUGUGAGAGCUAAUCCAAAGGCUUUUGUGGAUGAUGUGGUGAAGGCUUAUGAGAAAUUGAGCGAUGAGAGGAAAUCGGCAUGUUUGGAGUUUCUGUUGUUGAACCAUCCAGUGGAGUUGUUGCAUCCUUAUACAAAAGAGUGGAAGGCGAAGUUGGAAGAGAUGGAGUUGGGCUGUGAUUCGCCGGAUGAGGAUUUGAGCGAUGAUGAUGGUCAGAGCAAUCUGGGCGGGACCCAGAUCAUCGAUUGGAUUGAAGAUGAUGAUGACGGUAAUGUUGGUGAAGAUGAAGACGAUGAUGAUACGGUGAUAGAUGUGGGAGAGGGUGGAGAUGAGGUAUUGGGGACCAAAGAAGAGAGUCUCAGCGCAGAAGAGAAUGAGAGGUAUUGGGAAGAAGAGUUCCAAAAGGCGUUGAGUAGCUCUAGUGAAAUGGAGAAGUUGGUGAAGAAGAGUGUAGAGGCCUCUACUGGCUACUACAAGAAACAGCUGAGAAUGAUGGAAGAGCACCGAAAGAGUAGGAAUGAAGAGGAAGGAGAUAGUGACAUGGAUGGAGAUGAGAAUGUGAAGGUGGACAAGGACAAGACGUUGAAGCAGAGCCGAGAAGAAUGGGUGAAUGUGGGUCCGAGGUGGCAUGUCAAGAGAAGUAAGAUCCCGCCGGAGCUGUUCCUGAGGGCGGCUGUACGUCCAUUCACUUACCGGAAUCUUGUCAAGGAGAUUGUAUUGAUGAGGCAUGCCAUUAUAGAUGGAGAGAUUAGUGGAAAGCAAUGAAGCCUUUGCUGGGGCAACCAAUUCCUGGUA